AUGCCCAAGAGGAAAGUUAGCGAAGAUGGAGCUGCGAAGGUGGAGCCCAAGCACUGCUCAGCGAGGCCAUCGGACAAGCCCGCCCCUGCCAAGGUGGAUGCAAAGCCGAAAAAGGCGGCGGGAAAGGAUAAAGCAUCAGACAAAAUAAAAGUGCAGAUAAAAGGGAAGAGGGGAGCAAAGGGCAAACAGGCUGAAGUGGCUGACCAGCAAACUACAGAUCUGCCUGCAGAAAAUGGAGAGACGGUAAACCAGAGUCCAGCCUCUGAAGAAGAGAAAGAAGCGAAGUCCGACUAA
Molecule: messenger RNA, 294 nt
Organism: Rattus rattus (black rat)
Lineage: Eukaryota; Metazoa; Chordata; Mammalia; Rodentia; Muridae
Product: non-histone chromosomal protein HMG-14-like
Exons: 1
Coding region: 1-294 (97 amino acids)
Biological process (GO): chromatin organization
Cellular component (GO): chromatin; nucleus
Molecular function (GO): nucleosomal DNA binding
Source: RefSeq, a predicted model, not a curated record